Molecule: messenger RNA, 749 nt
Organism: Guyanagaster necrorhizus
Lineage: Eukaryota; Fungi; Basidiomycota; Agaricomycetes; Agaricales; Physalacriaceae
Exons: 2
Coding region: 100-576 (158 amino acids)
Source: RefSeq, a predicted model, not a curated record
UGAUCAUCAAGCUAUUCGGCCGAUACGCAGCCUAUCAUUGACUACUUUACCAACUUUCACGCUUAUGGUUAGUCCGUUGCGAAAGGGCUGGGCAUCCAGAUGCUUCGAGUGGAUGAAGCGUACCGUAAUAUUCCUUGGUGGGAUUCCCGUCCAAUUCUAAGCAUUCUCGUCGAGGAUGUAUUAAACAUAAAACCCCGAUGCAGAUCGACAACAGCACACCACGACUUCCUUUCCAAAGACGAGCAUGAGAUUCGGGAACUCGGAGAACAUGCUGCAAUAUUCUAUGACCAUUUAACAGUCUUCAAGCGCUAUGCCCAACGGUAUUCCAAAUGUUUGGCGAAGUACAACCGGGCAAUACCACUAGAACCAUCCAGCUUCCCUUCCGCAGCGGAGCUUUCUAGCACCUUGGAGCAUCUCAGGAAGCGCCUUGAAUCCGUCUAUGGUUGGGAUAUCCGUAACACUCCGCCUCGCCGGAUGACGGAAAGGCUUCCCGCUUUGCUUUUCGACAAUGAUUGUGCUGCGGAACUUCCGAUGUAUUCAUCGGUAGCUGUGAAGUAUGAAAAUACCUCCGCUUAAUAAUUAAGAGAACGGAUAGGUCGGGUAGACUUUGAAGGGUAGAUUGUGGGCAUCGCAAUUUCUGGCAUAGAAUAUUUGACCGGCUUCGGCAGCGUAUAAUAACAAAGUCUCGAUCCAACGGCGAGGACAUCUGAACUUGUCUUAAAACAUGCUCUUGGAUCAUUAGAUGAGCA